Caenorhabditis angaria is the source of this 2256-nucleotide messenger RNA. NCBI's taxonomy places the organism in Eukaryota, Metazoa, Nematoda, Chromadorea, Rhabditida, Rhabditidae. The record is from the annotation of a GenBank genome assembly.
AUGGGAACCAAAGAAGAUAGGGAAAAUGAUGGCGGUGGAAAUUUUAGUCACAAUUUUUCGGCGGGCGAGGAGGAAAUCGAGGAAUCUUAUGAAGGUUGGUGGAUUUUGGGAUUUGGGUUCAAUUCUGAAAAAAAGGCAUUUGACUAUGACUAGAAUUUAAGCUCAAGGUUAUAGCAGGAUCAGAAUUACUUUUCUAAAGCUUUGCUCGAAUAUGUUGGUCCUCAAAUUUAGGAUCAAAAUUUCAGAUUUGAGAUUCUUUCUUUUCGAACUUCUGAAUAUUUCAGUCAAAUUUUCCAGAAUCUGGUCUCUGUUCUAUGAAUUUUUCCCCCAAGUUUCUCCAUCUCUCAGCCGCCACCAAAAACCAAACCAAACAAAAAAUUUCGAUAUUAUUCAUGAUCACAUUAUUAUUCUUAUUAUUUAUCUAACUAGGCAGCAGCUGUUUUUUGUGUUGUUCAGCACAAAAAAAAGAAGAAUAAUAUAUUUUUCAGUAGACAUUGCGAUGAAAAAAAAAACAAGUAUCUCUAGAAAGAAAACUUGGUUUUUAAUUAAAUUCGUGUGAAAAAACUUUUUUUGCGCAGCAUUUUUGUAGAAAAAUAAGCUUUUCUCUGCAAUUUUUAUCAUUAUUUUUUUUUGCAUUUUUAUUUUGGAAAAAAAAGCCCAAGUGGUAAACAAUUCUUUUUUUGAAGAUUUUUCUGAAGUUUUUCACGUAGAAAAGUUUCAGACAAAUCUGAAAACACGUGAAAACGGAUAAAGCCACAUAUCAAAACUUUAAUGUUUCCAACAAAAACCUGAAUUGAAUCUUUUCCAAAAAAGCUCCCAGCUCUCAAAUCAUUUUGUUGCAGAAUCAAUGAUGGUUGCAAAAACCUUUAUGACAGUCGCUUACAUGAUUGUUUUUCUGAUCGGAACUCCAGGAAAUAUUUGGAUAAUUUAUAAAUUGUCUCGAGCCAAAUUAUGGAACACAUCAUCGGUUCAAUUAACAGUGUCACAAAGAUCAAGAAUUUACAUAUUUGCAUUAGCUUGUUCGGAUUUGAUCUUAUUAUUGACAUUGCCGCCGUCGACUAGCUAUAAUUACUAUGGAAAAUGGAUUUUUGGAGAAGUGGUAGGUUUUUGAGGGGGACCAAAAUAUAGUGGAGAGAGAUGAAAUUAUGAGAUGUGAUGGUUCAAAGAUUAAUUAAAUUUGAAAAACAGGAAGAUUAUUUUCUGACAAAAAAAAUUUCAAAAUUUGAAUCAUGUUUGAUAUCAAAAAUUCACAAAUGUACCAUGUUAUAACCAAGUAUUCCCUAUGUAUAAUAAUUCCAGGCUUGUUACGCAAAUCGAUCUCUCGAAAUGUUCGCCAAACUCUUUUCUGUCAUCCUUUUAACAGUAAUGUCAGUUGAACGCUACAUUGUAGUCUGCACCCGACUUCGUCAUUUCUACCGUGCCUGGAUGUCAUUAGUUCCUCUGAUCUUCGGAAUAAUAUUUGGAGUUAUUACUCCAACAACAAUUCAUUUCUUUUAUUUGUCAUAUAUUCAAGCACGCUCUUUUGGAAAUAUUACAGAAGGAAUGCCGGAAGAAACUUUAAACUCUUGGUAUUGUCUUCCUUUGAUGCCUGAUUAUAUUUUCAAUGCGUUUGCCCAAUAUACUUUUUUCGUUGGAUUUGUUAUUCCAUUUGUGAUUAUGACAAUUUGCUACAUUUUAUUGGUUCGACAUGUCAAAGCAAAAUAUAAGAUUCGAAAAGCUCAAACAACCCAAAAAUCUGGGAAAACUAAAGAACCAAGAUAUAUGUCAGAAGUUCGAAAGAGUGUUUGGCGAAUUGCAGUAUUUCAUUUUGUUUGUUGGGCGCCGUUUUGGGGAUUUACAAUGUUGCCAAAUUAUAUACAUUAUAUUAUGCAGAUUAUUGGACCUGGUAAAGAUUUAGAUAAUUAUUCGGAAAAUGGAGUGGAAAUGGAAUCACAGGUUUUUGUGUAUAUUCGACUUUUUGCCAAUUGUUUGCCUUAUGUUAACGCAGCUGGUGAGUUGAAAAGGUUUUGGGUAAAUUUUGAGCUAGUUUGAAUACUUUAGUAAACGAAAAUACAUGAAAACUUCCUAGAAAUCACAGUAUUCCUAUCACAAAAUUCCAAAAAAAAAACUCUUCCAGGAAAUUGGGUACUGUACGCUCUGCUGAAUGUCGACAUCCGCAAACAUAUCUACAGUAGUCAACCAAAAAAGAAACAGCGGAAAUUCAGCAUCAAAUUCAAUGCGAUUCCAACAAAUCGAUCAGAAAUUAUUGAAAAAUAA